AUGGUGUAUGCUGUACGGAUAAUCAGUGGUUUAGGAAUGGGCAUGGUUACGGUCAGCAAUUUGGUGUAUGUUGGUGAAAUUGCAUCUACAAAUAUAAGAGGAAUUCUUUUAACAUCAACCUCAAUUAUUGGCAUAUCGGGAACUCUAGCAGCCUAUUUUGUAGGUUCCUUCGUGUCAUACACAAAUACUGGAUAUUUCGCGCUAUUGGUAAACAUUGCGCAUAUGAUUGGCAUAUACUUCAUACCUGAAUCUCCAGUUUACUAUGCUAUUAAAGGCAAAGAAAUUGAAGCCAAGAACACACUCCGCUACCUCGGUCGUGUAGACGACUUAGACAACGUUUUCGAGUCGGUCAAAGGGACGAAACCGAGUGAGGCUAAUAGCUGGAAAGCCUGGGUGAAGAUAUUCACAGUGAAAGCAAACAGACGAAGCCUGUUUAUUACAUUGAGUCUGUGCACUUUGCAGCAGACCAGCGGUGUGGCGGCUGUAUUGUUUUUUGCUACGACGAUCUUUCAAAUGGCCGGUUCGAGUAUUAGGCCGGACUUAGCGACAAUAUUCAUAGGAGGAACCAGGUUGAUAGCCAGCAUGGUGGCUCCGUUUGUAGUGGAAAGGGCUGGCAGACGAUUCUUGUUACUAAUUUCUACGGUAUUUUGUGCUUUAAGUCUGUCAAUUUUGGGAACAUAUUUCUAUCUCGUAAGAAUUGAAAGUGCGAUUGUUUUGGAUGUUGGAUGGUUACCGUUGCUCGCACUUAUUCUAUACUUCUUUUCUUAUGAAAUUGGUUUCGGCACAAUGCCCAGCGCAUUAGUAGGAGAAAUGUUCCGUGGUAACGCCAGGAGUACCGGCUCAGCAUUAUCCAUGACGACCGCCUGGUUAAUCGGCUUCGGAGUAGCCAAUGGCUUUGGUACCAUGGUGAAAGUUCUGGGCGGUGACGUCACUUUUGGAAUAUUCGCCUGCUCGUGCUUGGCCGCUUUCCUAUUCACGUACAGAUAUGUACCAGAGACAAAGGGAAAAAAUCUAAAUGAGAUUCAAGAAAUGUUGAGCAGAUGACGCAUGUUUUUAAUCUGUGAUAUUUAAAUGAGAUUUGAAGGGUCAAACAAGUUCAUUAGAUUAGUAGAAGAUCAGCG
Messenger RNA from Colias croceus (clouded yellow), 1121 nucleotides. RefSeq names its product facilitated trehalose transporter Tret1-like. Gene Ontology annotation, biological process: transmembrane transport. The transcript is spliced from 6 exons. The record is from RefSeq and is a predicted model, not a curated record. Gene Ontology annotation, cellular component: membrane. Gene Ontology annotation, molecular function: transmembrane transporter activity. Bases 1 to 1044 code for a protein of 347 amino acids. Lineage: Eukaryota; Metazoa; Arthropoda; Insecta; Lepidoptera; Pieridae.